Linum tenue is the source of this 490-nucleotide messenger RNA. NCBI's taxonomy places the organism in Eukaryota, Viridiplantae, Streptophyta, Magnoliopsida, Malpighiales, Linaceae. The record is from the annotation of a GenBank genome assembly.
AAAUCAAAUCAACUUAUUAGUUCAAAGACAAUAAAGAGUACAAGAAGAAGAGAUGACAUCUCAACAUUUCUCCUCCUCCGCCUCCUUCCUCCUCCUCGCCGUCUCUCUAUUAUCCGCCGCCGCACUCUUCCGCCUCUCCUCCGCCGACAUCGGCACCGCUUCCCACUACCGCGCCCCUUACCUACCGACGGCGUGCUACGGCAACGAGGCGGCGCAGUUCCCUUCGAGCAACCUGUUCGCGGCGGCGGGGGAAGGGGUGUGGGACAACGGGGCGUCGUGCGGCCGCCAGUACGUGGUCCGCUGCAUCAGCGCCGUCGCCCCGCGGACCUGCAUUCCCGGUCAGACCAUUCGGGUCCGGGUCGUGGACCGGGCCCUCUCCUCCGUCACGCGGCCGUCGAGGGGCGGCACCACCCUCGUGCUCUCCACCUCCGCCUUCGCCGCCAUCGCCAACGGCUCCCCCGGCGCCAUCAACAUCGAGUAUCAGCAGUGA